AUUAGAAAAUGACAGAAAUUAAUUUCUACUUCUGCAUUUUGAAGGAAACACUAGUUAUCAUUUGAGCAAAAAGUACUUCAGGCUUGGUAAUUAACACUAGUUAUCAUGAACAUUGAUAAAGAUCUUCAUCAUUUCUCCGACCACCCCCCACCUCCACCCACAAACAAUCAUUACUUCAUAAUAAAUCCCCUCAUUUGCUUCAUUACAUUUGUUGUGUCUACCACCAUAAUUCUCUCUCUAAUUUUCGGAUACUUGUUUCUCCUCAAGCGGAAGAACAAUAAAAAUGUUGAGCCCAGGACGAAACCAACCACGAAUGGAGAUAUGUUCAAAAUAUUGAAUUAUGAUGGAAGAAUUAUGUUUGAGGAAGUAAUUAAAGCAACUGAGGAUUUUGACAUCAAGUAUUGCAUUGGGACCGGAGGUUACGGCAGCGUUUACAAAGCACGGUUACCUGGUGGCAAAGUUGUUGCUGUGAAGAAGCUUCACCGUUCAGAAUCAGGUUUCUUGGAGAAUUUCCAAAAUGAGUCUCAUUUACUAUCCCAAAUACGACAUCGAAACAUUGUCAAGCUUUAUGGUUUUUGUUUACACAAAAGAUGCAUGUUUUUGAUUUAUGAGUAUAUAGAAAAGGGAAGUUUGUUCUGUUUGUUGCGCGUUGAUGAGGAAGCAGUUAAAUUGAGUUGGAGCAAGAGGGUGAACAUCAUCAAGAGUGUAGCAUAUGCUUUAUCUUACUUGCAUCAUGACUGCAGCUCGCCAAUUGUUCAUCGUGAUAUAUCAAGCACCAACAUUCUAUUGAACUCGGAAUCAAAGACUUUCCUUGCUGACUUUGGUUUGGCUCGAAUUCUUAAUUUCGACUCAUCCAAUAGAACCAUAAGAGCAGGCAAAUAUGGUUAUAUUGCUCCAGAGCUUGCCAGCACUAUGGUUGUGACAGAAAAAUGUGACGUUUAUAGUUAUGGGGUUUUAGUACUUGAAGUAUUAAUAGGAGUCCAUCCGGGAGAUCUUCUUGCAUCAUUGUCAUCUCCGUCUAGUCCAAAUAUAACGUUAACUGGUGUUUUAGACCCACGUCUUGCACCUCCAUAUGGUGGCAAGGUUGUGCAGAAUCUUGUGCUUUGUUUUGCAAUAGCAUUUGCAUGCUUGCGUUCCAAGCCAGAAUCUCGGCCAACAAUGCAAUGUGUGUCUAAAGAAUUUCUUGCCGAAAAGCCAUUUGGAAAACCUUUCCAUGAAAUUACUGUAUCAGACCUCAGAAACUUGGAUACGUUUUUGGCUGAUUAAUGUAAUAUUUAAGUCAAAAAUGAAUUUCCACCUAUCCUUUUAAGGGUUUAAUUGUAUGUCUGUUAACUGAUGUUUGCAUCUGCAAUUGUACCUUUUUUCUUGAGGAAAAAUAGGAAUUAUCAAUUCUUUCAGCUAAGAUCAAUAUAUUGUCCCAAGUAUAUCUGUUUAAUAA
This is a messenger RNA of Mangifera indica (mango), 1438 nucleotides long. Its product is annotated as MDIS1-interacting receptor like kinase 2-like. Gene Ontology annotation, biological process: protein phosphorylation. The transcript has 2 exons. The record is from RefSeq and is a predicted model, not a curated record. Gene Ontology annotation, molecular function: protein kinase activity; ATP binding. The coding region runs from base 106 to 1266 and encodes 386 amino acids. NCBI's taxonomy places the organism in Eukaryota, Viridiplantae, Streptophyta, Magnoliopsida, Sapindales, Anacardiaceae.